This is a messenger RNA of Drosophila eugracilis, 2305 nucleotides long. Its product is annotated as organic cation transporter protein. Lineage: Eukaryota; Metazoa; Arthropoda; Insecta; Diptera; Drosophilidae. Gene Ontology annotation, molecular function: transmembrane transporter activity. Gene Ontology annotation, biological process: transmembrane transport. Gene Ontology annotation, cellular component: membrane. The record is from RefSeq and is a predicted model, not a curated record.
UUGAGAUACUAACGAUCGUCGCGGUUUUUAACCAUUUCCAAUCGAUCGAUUCGCGCUAAAGAAAACAAGUGGAGUAAUAAAAUCGGAAGUAUAUUGGGAAAUCGUUAGAUAUCGUUUAACUGACUAACAAGACUCAUCGAUAUGAGUGGCGUGCUGCGUCGCGGUUCCCUGAAUUUCGAUUGCGUGGGCGGACCGCGGGACAAGGGCAGGGGCAGCCUGGAGGCAAACCUCUAUGGCGGAUAUCGUGAGACAAGGCCCGGCCCAAAGACCCCGGAAAUCAGUGUCAUAGCAUUGGACUUUCGUCGCUAUUCCGAGGACCUAAAGAAGCCAUCUACGGCAACGGAGCAGCAGAGAGAACAGCCGCCUGGCAAGGACCUUAGCCAGGAUGCGGACAGUGAUGUGAUAUCUAAUUUCCUGGGACACUACACCCGCUGGAGCUUUAUGUGGACCCUGCUGCUCUGCCUAUUCCAGUUGCCCACCACUUUUCACCUGUUCAUGUUUGUCUUCCAGACUGCUUCCAAAGACUUUUGGUGUGCCCGACCGGACAACCUCCUGCAGAUGAGUGUCUCCGAAUGGCGGAAUAUUAGCCAGUCUUCCAAUGGCUGUCUCCUUCUGGAUAUAGAUUAUUCCCAAGUGUCUUACGAGGACAAUGAGUUGAUCAAUUGGCCGGCAAAUGGCACCGAGUUGGGGUACAGGCAGUGCCGGCACUUUGAGUUCUCCGACGAGGAGGGUACGGCCAAGACUCUGGUGCAGGAGUUCGAGUUGGUGUGCGGACGGGACAUUCUUAGCCUGGUGGAGACCUGCUUCCUGGUGGGUGCGGCGGCGGGAGCUGUACUUAGCGGUUGGAUAUCGGACAGAUUUGGGAGAAGGCAUACUCUGAUGGCAUUCGUCACUAUUCAGAGUGUAUUUGGUGGAAUUUUGGCCUUCUCAACAUCGGUGGCCAUGUUCAUGUCGCUACGUGUUAUAAUUGGAUUCGCAUCAAUGACCGUGACUGUUGUGAGCUUCGUGCUGGUUGUAGAGCUGGUCUCCGGCAAGUGGCGCACUGUAAUCGGCAUUCUCAACAUUCUGCCCGUAGCCAUCUCCUAUGUCCUCUCUGCCGGCCUGGCCUACCUCAUCCGCGACUGGCGUCAUCUACAGCUGGCCAUCUCUUUUCCAUGGCUAAUCAUGCUCAGCAUUUGGUUCUGGCUGCCGGAGUCACCCCGUUGGCUAUUGGCCCAGGGCCGGUUGGAUGAGUUGUGCGGACUAAUUGAGCGAGCGGCCAAAAUGAAUGGAACUACCGCUACUUUGCCCAAUAACUAUCGCAAGACACUCGAGGCAGCGGUACCGCGGGCGGUCCAAUCUCCCCAGGAACCAACAAUCGAAGAAGUGAAGGCAGCUGAAGCGGAUGCACCAGAUCUAAGUUCUAAUGGCCCUGUGAAUCCCCUGAUGGUGGUAUUCAGCGCCAAAUACUGGCGCACCACUUGCCUAACGUUGGUCAUCUGGCUCACCUUGAUUAUCAUCUACUUUGGUCUUACAUUGCAUUUGAACAAUUUGGGUGGAAAUAUCUACAUCAAUAGUGCCGUGGCUGGAACUGUGGAGGCCGUUUCUAUCUGCAUCAGCAUCCUGGUGGUUUUGAAGGUUGGCAUCCGACGAAGUCUUAUUGGUUACAUGCUGCUGCCGGGUCUUUGCUGUCUAGCUACCAAUCUAAUGCCAAAUCAAACGGGAGUGAUUGCUCUGGCCACCAUAGCCAAGUGCCUCAUUGGAGCCAACAAUGCCAUCAUACCAACCUACACUGCGAUGCAAUAUCCCACAAUCGUUCGAAACUUUGGCGUUGGCAUGGGCAACCUGGCAUCUGGCGUGGCCCUAAUCCUUGUGCCCUUCCUCUGGCAACUGGAGCACAUUGAUCCCCUGCUGCCCUUGAAUGUUAUGGGUGUUUGUGGCCUGAUUGGCGCCAUUGCCAUCAGUCUUAUGAAGGAUGUGGAAUAACUUAGAGCUGGAAUUGGACUUUAUUUUUAUAGAGGAACUAGAGCUGACUUUCCGUUUUGACAUGCCUAACUGUGAUAUAUAUUGGACCUAUAUGGGGGGACUUUAUGCACCCGCACUAAAAUCGUUUUUCUCAUUCUACCAUUAACUAUGAUUUUAUUUUAUUGAUAUGAUUUAUUAUUUAUACUUUCAUUGCAUUAAAAACGCAGUAUUGUUAUGAUAUGCAAAAUUGAUAAGUUUUUAAAAAUGAGUUCCUAUAAAGAAUAAUGGUUAGAAACCUUACUAGAAAAUGAUACCAUAAACAUACUUAGCUAAUACACCCACCAUUGCGCAUACGCUCUGU